Molecule: messenger RNA, 342 nt
Organism: Prunus armeniaca (apricot)
Lineage: Eukaryota; Viridiplantae; Streptophyta; Magnoliopsida; Rosales; Rosaceae
Source: the annotation of a GenBank genome assembly
AUGGGGGUGCCGAAGGAAAACUUAUUCGGCGUGGACUAUCUUGGGCCGAACAAGAUUACCGAUCGGGAGAUCGCCAAGCUUCGAGCAGAGUACCACAUUCCCGACUCGGUACGGAUGAGAAUCCCGGGUCCUACCGAAUCCCUCAGUGCGCCGAAGGACGGCGAAAGUAGUUUUCUUUACCGACGUCCUUGUGCAAGGCGUUCGGUUGCCGUUGCAGCCGGCGGUGCAGAGGAUUCUAGCCCAGAUCGGCUACGCCCCGGGGCAAUUCAACCCCACUUCUGGGUGGCCCUCAUGGGAGUGAUAACGGCCUUCGGCAUGGCUGGCGAAGGGAGCCCCUCCUAG